AUGUCGGUGCAGUCAGUCAGCAUCCUGCCAAGAGGUGUGAGCGCCGUGCCUAGGCAAAAUUGUGGGUGCAGAGGUCCGUUUGUGCAUAUUGAUUACUAUUGGUUGGGUCAACCACGAAACGUUGCCGGGCUUGGGCGUCUCCUGUUAUUUGGCGCCCAUAAAAUGGAUGAUGGCACAGAAAGGAACGCGUAUAGGGCCGCUGCCUGGGGGUUGCCGGGGCGGCCAGCGCCAGCUCUGGACGCGGCAGCAUGCGGGCCGCCAGCCGAGCGUAAGGAGAUGCACGAUCACCUAGCAGCCCCUCGCAUCCAUCAUCCCUACCAGAAUGCUUGGUGUCGGCUGGGUCUUCUCGCAAGCGUUGGAAAAAUCUAUGAACGAAAACGCAUUGCGGGCGUACUAUAG
Molecule: messenger RNA, 399 nt
Organism: Parnassius apollo (apollo)
Lineage: Eukaryota; Metazoa; Arthropoda; Insecta; Lepidoptera; Papilionidae
Source: the annotation of a GenBank genome assembly